This is a messenger RNA of Syngnathus typhle (broad-nosed pipefish), 2675 nucleotides long. Its product is annotated as hepatic and glial cell adhesion molecule-like. The coding region runs from base 88 to 1404 and encodes 438 amino acids. The record is from RefSeq and is a predicted model, not a curated record. The transcript has 7 exons. NCBI's taxonomy places the organism in Eukaryota, Metazoa, Chordata, Actinopteri, Syngnathiformes, Syngnathidae.
UGUUGCAGUGCAGUGGCGAGAGAGACGUGCCCAGCGUGGUUAAACCAUGCUCACUAAGUGGGAGAACGCCUCUGCCCAGGACACAAGAUGAAGGCGGGGAGGAAGACAGGCCACAGUCUCUCUACUGACGUUCCUGCACUCCUCACCCUGCUCGGCCUCCUCCUUCUACUCUUCACAGGUGAGGUGUCGGGGGUGAAUGUGACGAGCCAAACCCAAGUGGUGAGGGGCAUCGUGGGCAAAGAAGCUCUGCUGUCCGUCAGCUACUCCAGCAGCAGCGCGGACAAGCCGGUAAUCAAGUGGCAGGUGAAGAGGGACAAAGUGAAGCCCGUCACCGUGGUGCAGUCCAUCGGUAUCGACAUCAUCGGGAACCUUAGGCCGGAGUACCGGAACCGCAUCCUGGUGUUCGAGAACGGCUCGCUGCUGCUUCACAACCUGCAGCUGUCGGACGAAGGAUUGUACGAGGUGGAGAUCUCCAUCACGGAUGACACCUUCACGGGGGAGCACUAUAUUGAGCUGACUGUGGAUGUUCCAGUUUCCAAGCCCUACAUCCAGAUGGUGGCGUCAUCUGUCCUCGAGUACAGCGAGCACUUCAACUUGCACUGUUCCCACGACAAUGGCACCAAGCCCGUGUACGCUUGGCUGAAGGCAGGCAAGGUGCAGGCCAACGACUCCCGCCUGCUGCUCUCGCACGACCAAAAGGUGUUGACCAUCGCCCGUGUCCUCAUGUCGGACGACGACAUCUACACCUGCAUGGUGGAGAACGCCGUCAGCAGCAUGAAGAGCACGCCCGUCAAGCUCACUGUCUACAGACGGAGCUCGCUGUACAUCAUCCUGUCCACCGGAGGCAUUUUCCUUCUCAUCACCCUGGUGACCGUGUGUGCCUGCUGGAAGCCAUCCAAAAAGAAACAUAGACCCGUCCCGCAGCGAGCCCCCAUCUACAUGGAACAGGGAGAAAAUGGACAUGAUAUCGACGUCGUCCCCAAACCAACCACCCUCGGUCGAAGGAGUCCCAUGCCUCUGUAUGUACUCAAUGAAGAUGAGACUCUUGAGCGUUUGGAAGAAAGCGCUUGCAAUGCCUACAGCCAAUCAGAAUUGAAUUUCCCCGCAAGCUACGUCCCGGUCCUCCCCACCCAUGGUCACAGAACUGAGCCGCCCAUCUGGACCACCCCGCGCAGGUACUCGCGCAGCCCAUCCCCGCUUGCACAGCUUCUCCCGCAAGUCUCGACGGGACCUCCACUAAGCCCCGCACGCUCGCCAGCCCACUCGCCCUGUUCGUCUCCGCGCAGUUUUAGCCCCAUUCGAAAAGUUCGGCCUCCUGUCGGAAUCCCAAACAUUCGUCUUCCCGUGGAGGCGGAGAGUCCCGCGACCAGCGAGGAGACGCAGCAGGGUUCGCCCCAGCAGUGACGUCACGCCUUGCGUUUACUUGCCAGCAAUUCCUUCUGUGGCCAUCAGCAAUACUACAUCCCGUAAUAUAAAAGUAUUUUCAUAGGUUACAUGUACCGAACUAUGCAGAGCGCCCUUUUUUAAUGUUUUACUCAUUUCACUGGGAAUAUUUGAUGAGUAGCUUGGGUAUCUACACAUUUUUUUUUUAUCAUUUAAAUCUCUGAUUAAAUUAGAAAUCUACAAUAUUUUGUACUUUUUUAUUUUUUUUUUUAUAUAUCCAUAUUUGUUUACAUUAAUACCGUCCUCUGCCUAAUAGUCUUUUUUUUUUUUUUUUUUUUUUUUUUUUUUUUUUAAAGCUGUUAUGGCUUUUUAGUCCACAAGAUGUCCCCAUCACAUUGCAUUCUCUCAACUCCCAGGCAGUGGACUUAAUUUACCAUGCCCAUUUUCUUAUUUAACUGCUGGGUUUUGGAUUCAAAGUAUAUAGUAGUUCCUAAAAUAAACAUAGAAUUAGGUGAAUUAAAAUGGCGGCCUAAUUAGCAUGAAGAGGCUUUAAUUCAAUUAUGGCGAUUUUGCAGUGAUUAAAGGGCACCGUGCAAUCAUGCAACCUCCAAUCAAUUGGCUCUCAAUGUGACCAUUCAUGAUUUCCUUCUAUUAGAAGACCUGUUGUGUGUGUUUUGCGUAUGAUAUAAUUAUUUGUUGAGAAGGCCAGAAUUAGGAACAGCUUUUAUAGUAUGACGCUGUUUCAGUUUCUUGUGAUAUUAAAAAAAAAUCGACCAAGAUAAAUCAUUUCACAACUAAAGCCCUAAGAAAAUGCAAUCGAUUAUUUUUUUUGUGUGUGUGUCAUCUUCUCAAGAGGAGAAAUAAAAAUAACUCAAAUGUGAUUGCACAAGUGUCCACAACCUCAUAAAUGGGGAUGUGGCUGUGUUUAGAGUAAACAAAUGAUAUUCAUGUUAAACUGGGGGCUAUCACAAACCUGUCACCAUUUUAAGUGCCUUUGAUUAAUAAGAAAUAAAGUUCAGAUCUUCUAGUAAGCUUUUCCUCACGUUAUUGCAUGAUUUUAAGCAGACCUAUCUUAGAAGAGCGGAUGCUGUUAUCGGAAAUGUAUCUCGCACCAGUUUUGUCGAAUCAUCCGAUGGAGAGCACAAAAACACACUCAAACACACCAAAACCAGAAGCGUCCUAUUAUCAGGAUAAUUUCCCUUCCCCUCAGAUGUCCGUCCAGCUGCACAGCGAGGCCUUUUGUCAUUGAAAUUGCUAUCAUUUCAUUGGCACCUUUUAUCCUGAAAUGUGUU